AUGUCUGUCUUUCGUUUCUUUUUCUUUUUUUCUCUCUCAUUCGUUCUCUUUCUUUCUCUUUCUUUCUCUUUCUUUCGUUUCCUUUUCUCUUUCUUUAUUUUUUUUUCUUUUCUUUUUAUUCUUUCUUUUUUCUUUCUUUUUUCUCUUUCUCUUUCUUUAUUUUCCUUCCUUUCUUUUUUCCUUUUUUCUCUUCUUUUUCUUUUUUUCUUUCUUUUUCUCUUUUUUUCUCUCUUUUUUCUUUCUAUUUCUUUCUCCGUUUUCUUUUCUUUCUUUUCUUUCUUUUUCUUUUUCUUUAUUUUUUUUUUUUCGUUUUUUCUUCUUUUUUUCAUUCCCAAAUUUUUUUUUUUUUUCUUUUUUUCCCUUUUCUUUUCUUUCUCUUUUUUUUCUCUUUUUUAUCUCUUUUCUUUCUUUUCUUUUCUUUCUUUCUUUUUCUUUUUCUUUCUUUCUUUUUUUUUUCUUUUUUUUUUUUCUUUCUUUUUUCUUUCUUUUUCUUCCAUUUUUUUCACUAUUUUCUUUCUUUCUUUUUUCACUCUUUUUCUUUUCUUUUUUCUUUUCUUCUUUAUUUUCUUCUUUCAUCUUAAUAUUUAUCUUUCUUUUUUCGUUCUUUCUUCCUUUUUUCUCUCUCUCUCUCUCUCUUCAAAUCUCUCUAUUUAUCUUCCUUUUUUAAAUUUUUCUAUCACAUUUCCCCUUCUUUUUAGAUGGACGGGAAAAGAACCAACAGCAAACGAGACAUAA
This is a messenger RNA of Acanthosepion pharaonis, 735 nucleotides long. The record is from the annotation of a GenBank genome assembly. NCBI's taxonomy places the organism in Eukaryota, Metazoa, Mollusca, Cephalopoda, Sepiida, Sepiidae.